CUCUGCUUUUGAUUAGGUGAUGUCUCUCUUUCCAUCGAAUUCAAAGAUGGAUUAUUCUAUUUAUAGGAUGUUUGGACAGGAGCAAAACACAGAGCGAUCAACGAUUCAGAAGCCAAGGAAACAUCCCUAUCAUUGCCAACACAAGUGGACAUGCAAAGGUUAUCCUGAAUGUCCAAAGUGGCAUCAGACUGCUCUGAGACUGAUCAGCAUUGCACUGCUUAUUCUCAUUGCUACAGUGAUAGGACUGAUUAUUUGGGUAUGCCACCCAAACUUACGUUCCUUCAGUGAUAACCACAACAUGGAGAUGUUUGUUAGUGAAAAUGGAACCAGAGAAUGCAAUUGUAUAAAUACUUUUCCCAGGAAACAACCAAGUAAUACAAAUUUCACAAGAAGCCCUACACUAAACUUAUGCCCUAAUGACUGGGUGCAGGAGAAAGGGAAAUGCUAUAAUUUUUUUAAAAUUUUUAAUUCAUGGACUGAUAGCCAACAAUUCUGUUUAAGAAUGAAAUCACAACUCUUAAUGAUCCAAGACAAGGCUGAACUGGCUUUCAUACAAAAUAGUAUACAAGAUGGAAUCUACUUUUGGAUUGGAUUGAACAUUACAUAUCCACGAAAGACAUGGACCUGGCUGGAUGGCACCCCAUUAAGUCCACAGCUAUGUGAAGUCAAGAGCAAGGAUGAAGACAAUGCCUGUGCUGUGAUAACAAAGAAGGGUGUUUUUUCUGAAACAUGUCAAACUCAUAAUUACCAUAUUUGUCAAAAUGUGAUUUCUUCAGACGAUGACCUCUAAAUUGAUCACAGGUGGACAUUUACAAAAUGUGGAAAAAUGAUUGAAGAAAAGUUACAAUUGAAAGAGAAGAAAAAAUAAUAGAAGAUUAAAAGAUCUGAGGACCUCGAAUAUUCAAAGCCAAGUUAUCAAUGUUCUUUGAAACUAUUUUGACUUAAACACUGAAGCAUUUAAAUAAUUAAAUAUUAAAACAU
This is a messenger RNA of Eptesicus fuscus (big brown bat), 981 nucleotides long. RefSeq names its product killer cell lectin-like receptor subfamily F member 1. The transcript is spliced from 7 exons. Bases 20 to 790 code for a protein of 256 amino acids. Lineage: Eukaryota; Metazoa; Chordata; Mammalia; Chiroptera; Vespertilionidae. The record is from RefSeq and is a predicted model, not a curated record.